CGAUAUAAUAUUCGAUUAAUGUGUAUUAAGGAACACACGUCAUAUCGUAGCAAAAAUAUAAGUUUACAAAUUUAUGAUAUCUUUGAGUCGAAUCGUUUUAUGUAUUAAAAUUGUUACUAUUCUAGCAUAAUAAACUCUUUAUAUUAAUUCGUUUGAGAAGUUAAGAUUAUAAUUAAACGUAGGCUCCGAGCUUGCGCAAUGAUAUAUGGCAAUGCGCAAUUUGCGCAAUGGUAUAUUCCCCUUUUCCUGAAUAAAAGUUACAAUUAUUUAAAUUGUAUCGGAGAGCAUUUUAUAAAAUCUAACGAAUUAACGAUAUAUCAUUUUCUUUAAAAUAUAUACAUGGACAUGGAAAUGUUUAUAUAUUAACAAUCUGUCAAAUAUUAAGAUGUAACAAGUGUUAUUUGUGACAUAAUGAAAUUGAUGUGUAUUGUUGAUAAUUGCCUAGAAGUGUAUCAACAGUGCAAAAUUAUUAAUUAUCACAAUUCACUGAACUUCUAAGUUAUAUUAUUACCAGAAUGGAAAUCUGUCACAGGAUGUUAUUGCGUCAAGGAAAUCAGAGAAAUUCUGUAAUUGAGAAUAUGAAUCCAGGGAUAAACGUCGAAGUAAUAUCCACAGAUAAUAUAUCUGUGAGAAAUCCAUCGACAUCUUUGGAUUCUAAUUGUAAUGGUAAUCCACCUUCAUAUGAGGAAGCUGUAAACCCUAAUGUUCCUCCUCCACCUUAUAAUGUCCUGUUUGGUCCUGUUAAUCAAACACCGGCAAAUGUUUCAACAUUUAAGGAACUAUUAUCUGAUUAUGGAAAGAACUGUUGCCUUUUACUGCUAGGCACUUUUGGAUGUAUUAUUUGUAUAGGAUUAAGACUAUCUAUUCCAAUAUGCAAGAUAGUUAUUGGAAGUUUUUAUAGUCAUGACUGCCCACAAGAAGAGUAUAUUCCUAUAUAUUUGUUAGUGAGUGGUAGUGUCGGAAUUUUUAUUUAUUUUCUAGAAAGUUUGUAGCACGAAGGGGCAACGUGUAGAAUCAUCUAUGUAUUAAUGAAUAUUUUCUCAGCAUUUUGGACUAUCAUGGGUUGUGUGUGGAUUUACAAAGAAUAUGAACCAAAUUAUGAACCAUCUUUGGGCAAAUACUGUAACAAAACAUUGUAUUUAUUUGCCUUUUGGAUAACUCUACUGUCAUUUAUAUACAUUAUAACACUAUACGUUUGCAAUUUAAUUAACCGU
Messenger RNA from Nomia melanderi (Alkali bee), 1214 nucleotides. RefSeq lists its product as uncharacterized. The record is from RefSeq and is a predicted model, not a curated record. NCBI's taxonomy places the organism in Eukaryota, Metazoa, Arthropoda, Insecta, Hymenoptera, Halictidae.